Engraulis encrasicolus (European anchovy) is the source of this 2700-nucleotide messenger RNA. RefSeq lists its product as uncharacterized. Lineage: Eukaryota; Metazoa; Chordata; Actinopteri; Clupeiformes; Engraulidae. The record is from RefSeq and is a predicted model, not a curated record. The transcript is spliced from 5 exons. The coding region runs from base 52 to 531 and encodes 159 amino acids.
CUGUUUGAAGUGGCGGUAUGCGCAACUAAAGCGUAACCCGCCAAUAACUCAAUGAAGAAGAACAUCUGUUUGAAGUUUGAACGAAGUGUGCGUUUAUCCUCUCAGGACUGGCUGGCAAGAGUGCAUGAAUGGACACGAAGAUACUGUUGUUGUUCAGCCAUUCUUAAUUUACACGCCAUGUGGACAGAGCAGAAAAACCAGACUGACUUUACUUUGCACGGCACAAACACCACCUCGCAGGGUGUGCUGGAGCCUCCACCAUGGAUGUCAUCUACUGCCGAGCAGACUGCUGUGAUGUUCUGUUUUGUGUUUGAAGGCACGACAGUAGUCCCAUGGCAGUCCCACACGGAGCAGCCCCUGGAACCUGGCAGCGGCAUUAUACCCGGCAUGACUGCAUCAGCUCUCUUCAUAUGCUUUGUCUUGGCUGUCUAUGCGCUGCUGUGGAAAUGCAUGGUUUCUCCCCCCAGACGGAGGAACCAGAAGAGGCGGAAUAGGCCACUUGUCCGUGACCCGCGUCCCCUGCCUUGCUGACGAUAUGACCACUUCUCCCCCCUCUUCUCUGGGCCCUGUACUGCUGCAGUUAAUGUACUGUAUGACCUUUGACCUGGAGAGAGGGAGAGAGAGGGGGGGGGGGUCUGGGAAAGGGGGAGAGUCCAGGGCUAAAUGCUGGAAAAGCUGACUGUUACUACUCUGCAAACUGCUACAUUAAGUCCAAGAUAACUGUUGGCUAACCCAGACGUGCGUGCGUGCGUGCUUGUUUGUGUGCGUGUGCGCGUGCGUGCGUGCGUGCGUGCGUGCGUGCGUGUGUGUGUGUGUGUGUGAGUGACCAGAGAGAGAAAGACGAUGAGUGUGUAUUUUUAUUGUUUUUUUUUUCAGUGAGUGUGUGUGAGUGGGUCAUUGGUUAGACUCCAUGGCUAGGGGGCAGUUGCACUUUAUGCUUGUUUAGUUUUCCUGUAAGAAUGACCUGGCCGACCGCUCCAAUACAUCCUCCAUGCCAAUCCUCCCUGAGUCAGGAGACUCACUGGGUCAGAGUGCCUUAACUGUAGCAGACAGCAACCCACAGCAAAAUCCCACUUGAACUGAAAACUGGCAGGUUUUCCUGCAUGUGUUUUUAGUGAUAUUUUUUUAGGUCAGCACCUUCCCACUGUGUCUGGGUGCUCCAGAGUCAUCAUUGACUGGCUGAGCUGUUGCUGAUUUUAGCAGUUUUAAAUGAUCCCCAUCGGAGUAGGUAGGAGAGAGUUGGUUUAUGUAUGCUGUGCGCGUCACCUGUCUUCCUGAUCCAGAAUCGCACACAGCAAAUCUCACUGGAAUUUUGUCUGCUUCUUAACGCCAGUAAUUCGUCGUCAUACACUGUGACUGUGUGCACAACAUUAGCGACUGGCUGUUCAGUAUGACAGGCAUGAGACAUGGUUGCUCAUAUUUUAGUAUAUGUCAUCUCAGAGUAGGAGAACAUUUUAUUUAUUUGUGGCUUGUAGUGUUCAAACAGCUGUCUUAAUGGUCCAGUGAGCAACACACUGCAAAUCCCACUGAAACUUCGGUAGUUUUCUAACAGGUUCUGUCAAGAGAUAUUUUUUAAAGGUCAUCAGCACCAUACGCUGUCACUAUGUUCUGUUCUCUAGAUUCAUAAUGGUCAGGCAGGCACAAGUCAAAGCUCAAAAGCCUCUUCUACAAGGGCAUUUGCAACUUGCCCUGGGUCAACAUGGCCUACCCAGGAAAGUGACUAAACCCGCUUUGUAAAAAUACCCCACUGCUGACUGACUUGUUUUUCAGCUUCAGGUGUUGGACUAUCUCUCUCAGAAUAGCAGAUGGUUGGUUAAUGUUUGUAUGUCUGAAACAGAAGAAAACAAACAGAGCAGACCAAAAGCAGCAGCAGCAGCAGCAGCAGCAGCAGCAGCCACCCCAAACCACAAAAAAUAUGCUAUAGCAUAUUAUCACCACAGUGUGGCAGCAUUGAGCCAUAUUCAGGUCGAUACAACAAACACGAGUACAGAUUUGCGGUACGUGAGUAUUAAGGCUUGCUGAACUUCAGCCCUCGUCCAUAGUUCUUCUGUUCUUAUCAAUGACCAGGGAGGGAAACAGUCUCACAUGGACAUACACAUGCUGUGGAUCACGAUGAGGUACCUGUUAUCAAGAGUUCUUGACUAGUUUUCCGAGUCCUUUCUCAACCAAAUUGUCAUAAUUGUAAAGAAAAGAUGGAGAAGAUAUGGACUUAACAAACACCCGUUAGUGGAAACAACAUUAAAGCACAUACUUGGCCUAUUCCCAAGGAUGGUAGUAGCACUCUCUUGGGUAUUGAAAGCUAUUAGUGUAUCAUACUUCACUGAGAGUCCACGGCCCCCUCUGUUGCCUGCUUGGCCUAUUGUAUGGUCACGAUAAUCUUUAGUCCAGAAAGGGCCAUGACUAAUGUACUUUUUUUGCCUGGUGCACUCCCUGACCUGUGGAGUUGUUUUUUUUGUCACUUUAUCAGCUACUGAACCAUAUGUAAGAUUAGAUUUUUGUUGUUGUGUGUGUGUGUGUUCCUUGUGUGUGUUGUCUGUCUUUAUGUCUGUGGUUUCUUCUGAAUGUGCUGAUGUUUGCCUAAUGCAGAGCAAUGAAUCAAAAAACGAAAACAAAAAUGUCCUCUGUGAUUGAUAGGGCUAUGAUCGUGACUUCUUGUUCUAAAAGUGCAAUAAAGUACCCUUGUGUUUUUUAGAGAAAACA